AUGUACAGAAGAUAAAACAUAACAAGGAAACAAAUUGAUCACUACAGCUAUUUACUAAACGAGGAAAUAGGAAGAGGUUUUAGCAGCAAGGUUUACAAGGGAAAGGAUGAUGUUUCCCAAGAACUAGUUGCUGUCAAGGUGAUCGAUAUGAAAAUGAUCAAAUAAUCAAUUCACUCUUAAUUAUUGAAAAAUGAAAUCAACGCUCUCCGUUCCUUCAAUAGCAAACACAUAAUGAAAUUGCAUGAUGUCUUUUAAACUCAGAACAACACUUAUAUCAUCACAGAAUAUUGUGACUCUGGAGAUCUCAAUAAUUACAUUCGUAAACGGGGGAGACUGGAAGAAUAGGAAGCAAUAAAAAUACUCUAAUGCGUAGUCUCAGCCAUGGUGGAAAUGAAUAAAAAAGGUUUCAUUCACAGAGACAUCAAACCUGCCAACAUCUUAAUUGAUCAUUCAAUCCCAAAACUAGCUGAUUUUGGCUUUGCUGUUCCAGUCCAUGAAGCUAGAGUCUAAGGCAGAAACUUCAAUGUCGGAACUCCUCUUUACAUGAGUCCACAGGCUUUGAGACAGUAAGGACAUACAGAACAAGGGGAUGUCUGGGCCAUUGGAGUUGUAUUUUAUGAAAUGCUUUUUGGGAGAACCCCAUUCAAUGGUCAAUCAGAGGCUGCAUUAAUUUCAAAUAUCAUGAACCAACCACUUCAUCUCCCAUCUCAUCCAUAGAUCUCUUCCGCUGCCAAAGAUUUUAUCAGACAAUGUUUAACUGUCGAUGAUGGAAGGAGAAUGAGAGUGCGUGAUAUGGCUAACCAUCAAUUGAUGAGGCAAUCGACUGCCCCUUCUUAACCUCAAUAACAAUAACAACACCCACGAUAAUUACAGCAGAGACAAGCCAUCACUCCUCCACCAGUUGAAUAACAAUAACAAAGAGUUAAAAGAUCACUUAGUUAAGGCGGAAAACAAGACAUCAGAUAUAGAGAAAACAAGGAAAACUAUUAUUAGCAAUAAAAUCAACAACAACCUUAGAAGCCCACUUAGGUUGAUAAUAAUAGAUAACCAUUAUAACCAUAAUAAUAGAAUGUCUAAAGAUCUACCAGUUAACAAUAGGUUCAAAAGCAUUAUAUUAAAUAAAAGACACAACCAGCUGAAGACAUCAAACCUUUAGGAAUAUCAAUGGAAUGCAAAGUUAAUAACGAUAUUCUGUUUACUUAAGUUAAUUUCUGUAGGUUCCUUUAUAAGUUCUCCUCAAGUCUACUCUAGUGUAAAGUAAUUAGCACUGAAUUAAAAGAUAAAUUGCUCUUUCUAAUGGGUAAAAACAUUGCAAUCAAAAUUACUAAACUUAAUCUAAUCACAGAUAAGGAAAACAACUAGCCAAAUGUCCUACAAUUAGAGGAUUUCCCCAUUUAUAAAAAGACAGAUUCCUAUCAUAAAUUUUCUUAAGCAAUCAUUGAAUACAACGAUAAAUAUAUGAAGUAUUUUGAUAAACUCCUCAAACUAUGCAAUUCUAAAUCAGAAUUACAAAAAGACACCACUUUUGUUUGUCUUUUGAAUCAGGAUUUUACAGAAACAGAAACAUUUUAUAGAAUCACUUAACAAUAUAUCAAAUAAAGUUUGACUGAAAUCAAAAAUUAUUUUAGGUCAUAAAACCUAUAAAACAUCAAUCUCGAUUCUCCAAUUACAGAUGAGAUUCAAUUGCCAGGAUUGAUAUUAUAAGGACUUAGCAAUUAUUACCUUUUGCUCCAAAAAGCAAUUGAAUACCUAAAGGAUUAUAAAGGAUUUGUUAGAAGUACUCAUACCGAAUUAAUGACUGAUAAAUCUUCAGAGGCUCUCACUUAUGGGAUACUAGAAUAAUUAAUGGUUAGAUUGCUAUGA
Molecule: messenger RNA, 1863 nt
Organism: Paramecium tetraurelia
Lineage: Eukaryota; Ciliophora; Oligohymenophorea; Peniculida; Parameciidae
Exons: 3
Biological process (GO): peptidyl-serine phosphorylation; autophagy; autophagosome organization
Cellular component (GO): autophagosome; cytoplasm
Molecular function (GO): ATP binding; protein serine/threonine kinase activity
Source: RefSeq, a predicted model, not a curated record